GGUGUGAUGUUGGGCAAUGCUGCUGCGCUGACACCUGAAGGGAGUCGGUUGAGCAAAUGUCACCUUGAUGACUCAUUUGCCACCACUUCCUCAAAUCACUUUACGCAGUCGCGCUCCACGUUGAGGCAGAAGCAUGCGUCUGUUCCCCCGACGUCGCAUGGCCCCCAUGAAACUGGCUGUUAUAGGGGGGGCUAUCUUCAUGUUGGCCUUGUUGGUUCUCCAGAAGGACACGGACACCUCGUUAUCCACCGAACCCUGGCUCUGGGAACGGGUACCGAAGGACAAGGUGAUAAUCCUGGUCCGAGAGGCUGCCAAAAACUUGGGCUUCCAGAUUCCUGAUCCGGGCGAGACUGGGAGGAUCGCUUGCACUGUUGGUUUUUACAGCAAGGAUGAGCUCAAGCCUCACAUCGAGAGACCGCCUCAGAACCCCAACGCGCCUGGUGCAAAUGGAGAAGCCUUUGAACAAAAGAAUCUGUCUCCUGAGGAGACCAAGGAGAAGGAGGCGGGCAUGACCAAGCAUUGCUUCAAUGCGUUUGCCAGUGACCGCAUCUCGCUUAGCCGGAGCCUCGGCGACGACACUCGCCCUCCAGAGUGCUUGGCCCAGACGUUUUCCCGCUGCCCUCCGCUGCCUGACACCAGUGUGAUCAUCGUGUUCCACAACGAAGCCUGGUCCACGCUACUCCGAACGGUCUACAGCGUCUUGCACACGUCACCUGCCAUCUUGCUCAAAGAAAUCAUCCUGGUGGACGAUGCCAGCACUGAAGAGUACCUGCAGAAGCACCUGGAGGAGUACGUCCACGUCAUGAAGAUUGUCCGUGUGCUGAGGCAGCGUGAGCGGAAGGGACUGGUGGCGGCCCGGCUGCUGGGCGCCAGCAUCGCCCAAGGCCAAGUGCUCACCUUCCUUGAUGCGCACUGUGAGUGUUUCCACGGGUGGCUGGAGCCGCUAAUGAGCCGCAUUGCGGAGGAACCGACGGCGGUGGUCAGUCCGCGCAUCGUCUCCAUCGACCUCAACACUUUCAAAUUCAAGAAGCCUGUAGCCAACCAGCCUUACCAAAACCGAGGUUCCUUCGACUGGGCCUUGACCUUUAUCUGGGAGUCCGUCCCCGCUGACAUCUACAAGUUGCGCAACAAUGACACCUAUCCAAUCAAAACACCCACUUUUGCCGGCGGUCUCUUUUCCAUUUCAAAGAGCUACUUUGAACACAUCGGAACAUAUGAUGAACAGAUGGAGAUUUGGGGUGGUGAAAACGUGGAGAUGUCCUUCCGGGUGUGGCAGUGCGGCGGUCAGCUGGAGAUCCUUCCUUGUUCGGUGGUGGGCCACGUCUUCCGCACCAAGAGUCCGCACACUUUCCCCAAAGGCACCAACGUCAUCGUUCGUAACCAAGUGCGCCUGGCCGAGGUCUGGAUGGACGACUACAAAACGCUCUUCUAUCGUCACAACAAAAGGGCCAGCGCCAUGGCCCGUGAGCACUCGUAUGGGAACAUCUCCAGUCGCCUGAAACUGAGAGAGAGCUUAAACUGCAAGAACUUCUCCUGGUACCUAAACACCGUCUACCCCGAGAUGUACAUUCCUGAGAUCCAUCCAUUAAAAUAUGGAACAAUAAGGAAUGCCGGAUCUAAAACCUGCCUGGACGUCGGUGAUAUCAACCCAGAAGGGAAAUCUGUUAUCAUGUAUCAAUGUCACGACCAGGGAGGCAACCAGUACUUUGAAUAUACGGCCAACAAGGAGCUGCGCCAUAACAUCCGGCACGAGUUGUGUCUUCAGGUGUCGCUUAAUCCAGAGGCGGUGAAGAUCCAGAAAUGUACCCUGAAAAGAGGGGCCUCUAAGUCGUCGUCAAACCAGGAGUGGAUCUUCACACCGGAGAACCUCCUGAAGAAUACCAUCAGUGGGAAAUGCUUACAGGCGAAUGAAAAGGUGGUUGUGAUGGACAAGUGUAAUGCUUGGAACGACAACCAGCGCUGGAGCUUCAGCUGACAUCCUUCAAACAGCCCAACCGGACUCAUGAGGUUUUGGCACCAGACUCGCAUCGAUGCACUUGGAUUGGCUGCUUUAAAGAUAAUACCGGGUGCAAAGUCGGCUUUGGGUGCCUCAAAGGUGGUCAUCAGAGUCAAGGCUGGUUUUUUUUUUCACUAUGGACUUCCUUUGGUGGUGGUGGCUGUGAUGAUGGAAGUACAAUAAGUUAAGCAAAAUACUGUAAUAAAUGGACAAGCUAGUAAGACUUUGGCCAGACACUAUCUUGUUAGUGGUUUGAUUUUAACAUAGAGAUAGAAAACAUUCUGUUUUCCAUUUUACAGCAUGAGAAGGAAGGAAGUGGAAUUGAGCAGCUUUCUCGCAGUGUUAUUGUUUGGGCAGAAAUGUCUCAGAACAGAUAUUAGCAUGUUCAAGAAAGUCCCAUUUCAUUUAAGACUUUUGUAAGGGCCACAAGGUGUUCAUAUUUUGGAUAUUCUAUUUUAAAUAUGUAUAAAAAAAAUUUUUACAGCAUUGUCUAUCAAAAUUGUUACGCAAUGUGUCGUUUUUAAUUCAGAUUGAUGAUGAAGGCCUUUAUUUGAAAAAUCAUAUAACCGUUGGAGAAGUGGUUUAAUGAUAUGAUAUAAUAAUAGUUAGAAAAUAAGAUUUGUGUUCGACAAUGACAAAAAUCAUUACCUCCAAUUUCAUGAGGCAACAUGCAGCAAUACAUGGCGUGUCAAAAUAGAGAAUCGACAAAUGUCAGAUUCCUGUUUGCUUGCUGUUUGUCUCGUUGACCUAUUACUAAACUACAACUGUCAAAGGACCGGCACUCUG
This is a messenger RNA of Syngnathus acus (greater pipefish), 2782 nucleotides long. It is a transcript of the gene galnt6, whose product is annotated as UDP-N-acetyl-alpha-D-galactosamine:polypeptide N-acetylgalactosaminyltransferase 6 (GalNAc-T6). Gene Ontology annotation, cellular component: Golgi apparatus. The coding region runs from base 134 to 1975 and encodes 613 amino acids. The transcript is spliced from 10 exons. The record is from RefSeq and is a predicted model, not a curated record. NCBI's taxonomy places the organism in Eukaryota, Metazoa, Chordata, Actinopteri, Syngnathiformes, Syngnathidae.